CAAGAGCUGAUGGCUGGGCAUUGAGGUUGAGCCCUUAUAGCUAUGAAGUCGAGUUUAUACGUGGUUGCGAGAAUAUUGCGGAUCCUUCUUCUCGUCUCUAUGAAGGUAAUGACGAGGCAUUUAACGAGGACACUAGCCCGUGGGAAAUUGCACACCUGGAAGCUAAUGCUUUGCAGUUUUUGACUGAGGACGAGAUUAGGGAACACACGGCUAGCGACAAUACCCUCCAACGUGUACUAGAUGCCUUGGAGUCAGGAGAUUGGGCAAAAGAUUUAAGGAAAUUCAAAGCUGUUUCAAGUGACUUGUUUUCGAAGGAAGGUAUCCUUGUGAAAAAUGGAUGUGUUGUCGUUCCUGAAGACUUGAGAGAGAAAACCUUAGCCAUAGCUCAUAGUGGGCAUCCAUUAACGGCCAAAUUAAAAAGUAUUUUACGCAAGUGUGUUUGGUGGCCUGGAAUAUCUUCAGAUGCUGAACGGUAUGUAGAAACUUGCAUUCAUUGCGCAGCGACUGGAAAACCUGAAAGACAUACUCCCAUGCUUCGAACAUUUGCCCCAAAAGCUGUUUGGGAAAUAAUAGCCAUGGAUUAUAACGGGCCUUAUUUGAAAUUUGGAGGAAUAUACAUCUUGGUCAUUAUUGACUUGAGAUCUCGUUAUGCUAUAGCUCGGCCAGUGAAGUCCACUGCAUUUGAAUUCACUAGGAAGAUUUUGGAUGACGUGUUCGAAAAGGAAGGUUUUCCGAGUUCCAUCAAAACCGAUAACGGUCCUCCGUUUAACGGUGAACAGUAUGCACAAUAUUGUACUGAUCGUGGAAUUAAAACUAUUUUCUCGACACCAUUCUUCCCUCAGCAAAAUGGAUUGGUGGAGAGCUUUAUGAAAGUUGUAAACAAGGCAAUGUCUAUAGCUGUUUCAAGUGGAAACCACUUCAGUGAGGAACUCCAAAAUGCUGUUCAAUCAUAUAACGCCGGGGCUCAUUCGGUAAUAAAGGUUCCCCCAGAAGAAGUAAUGAUGGGUCGAAAAAUUAAACGAGGUUUACCGUUGCUUGAACGUGGAAAAUCUGAUUACAAUGAUGAUCUGUUAAACCAGAAGGAUCGUGAAAUAAAAUUAAAAAGCAAAGCUUGCGAGGACGUUCGGCGUGGAGCAAAGACGAGUUCAGUGAAAUCAGGCGAUACCGUUAUCAUUGAGCGUCAGACGAAAAUGAAAGGUGAUUCUAGAUUCCAUGUGAAACGCUUCACGGUUAUCAAAGAGGAGAAUGGUAGUUUGCUCCUCGCUGAUGAUGAAGGUCGAACGGUGAAACGGCAUGUGUCUCAGACGAAAAAAGUCCACCCUUGGAGGGAAAACAUCUCGAACAAGCAAGUUGUAGCUGAGAAUUCCAAGCGCCCACAACGGUCAAAUAAAACCCCGGCAUAUCUUUCUGACUAUGUUCAUUUUACGGAGAACGAGUUUUUGUAA
Messenger RNA from Uranotaenia lowii, 1445 nucleotides. RefSeq lists its product as uncharacterized. Gene Ontology annotation, molecular function: nucleic acid binding. Gene Ontology annotation, biological process: DNA integration. The record is from RefSeq and is a predicted model, not a curated record. Lineage: Eukaryota; Metazoa; Arthropoda; Insecta; Diptera; Culicidae. The coding region runs from base 531 to 1445 and encodes 304 amino acids. The transcript is spliced from 2 exons.